AUGACCAACCGCACAUUGGUGAUGGAAUUCUCCCUUAUGGAAUUCUCCAACACCAGGGAGCUUCGAGUUCUGCACACAUUUCUAUUUUUGCUGAUUUACUUGGAGACAUUGGUGGGAAAUCUUCUCAUCAUCACUGUGGUCACCCUGAAUCAGGCUCUUCACACGCCCAUGUACUUCUUCCUCAAGAACUUGUCUUUCCUCGAUGCUUGCUUCAUUUCAACCACAGUUCCAAAUUUUAUUCUGAACUCUUUAUCCCACAGGAGCAUAAUUUCCUUGCCAGGAUGUGUGCUACAGGUAUUGCUGAUGAUUCACUUUGCUGGAUCUGAACUGUUCAUCCUCACAGCCAUGUCCUAUGACCGCUAUGUGGCCAUCUGCCACCCUCUGCGCUAUGAGGUCAUUAUGAACUGGGCAGUCUGUGUGCAGAUGGCAGCAGCCUCCUGGCUCAUGGGAGGUAUCUUUGGAGCCCUUUAUACUGCUGAGACAUUCUCUCUGUCUUUCUGUGGAUCCAGGCAUCUCCCACAUUUUUUCUGUCAUGUUCCCUCCUUGUUGAAGAUUUCUUGUUCUCAGACACACAUUAUCAUUAAUGUUAGCUUAGUACUUGGACUCCUAUUUGGAAUUUUCUGCUUAUCUUGCAUUGGUUUUUCAUACAUCUGCAUUUUCAAUACAGUACUGAGAAUGCCUGUAUCACAAGGAUGGUCCAAAGCCUUCUCCACCUGCUUGCCCCAUCUCAUAGUUGUGAGCACAUUUUUUCUGACAGGUGCUACUGCCUAUUUGAAACCUGUCCCUGACUACCCACAUAUUCUUGAUUUUGUGGCAUCUGUCUUCUAUUGUGUGGUACCUCCAUCAUUGAACCCCAUAAUAUACAGCUUAAGGAAUAAGGAAAUAAAAGAAGCUUUGUGUAAGAUAUUAUGGAGAGUAUACCAGUAUAGGAGCCAUGUAAAAAAAUCCAAUUCUAUUCUCAGGUAG
This is a messenger RNA of Echinops telfairi (small Madagascar hedgehog), 966 nucleotides long. RefSeq names its product olfactory receptor 14A2-like. The transcript has a single exon. The coding region runs from base 1 to 966 and encodes 321 amino acids. Lineage: Eukaryota; Metazoa; Chordata; Mammalia; Afrosoricida; Tenrecidae. Gene Ontology annotation, biological process: G protein-coupled receptor signaling pathway. Gene Ontology annotation, cellular component: membrane. The record is from RefSeq and is a predicted model, not a curated record. Gene Ontology annotation, molecular function: olfactory receptor activity; G protein-coupled receptor activity.